AUGGCUACAAGGGAGGUAUCAAACGCCUUUGAUUUUUCAGGUGAGAUAGCCAUUGUCACAGGUUCUGGCUCCCGAAUGGCUGGCGAAAUCGGCAAUGGCCGCGCGACUGCAAUCUUGCUGGCUCGACAAGGGGCCAAGGUGGCACUGGUGGACUACAAUGUGGAAUGGGCUCAAGAGACCAAGCGCAUGAUCGAUCUGGAAGGUGGCACGUCUGAAGUCAUCCAGGCUGAUGUGACUGAUGAAAAAAGCUGCCAGAAUGCCGUGACACGGACAGUCGAGCUUUUUGGCACUGUACACAUCUUGGUGAAUAUCGUGGGAGUUGGAGGAGCAAUGGGGGAUGCUACGAAACUGGACUUGGAGGCGUGGGACCGUGACUUCCGGAUCAAUGUGACGAGUAUGAUGCUCAUGAGCCGUCAUGUCGUUCCUGAAAUGAGAAGAAACGGACGUGGUGCCAUUGUGAAUAUGUCUUCAGUGAGCGGUCUAUUGGGAGGAAACCCAAGCCUCCUGUACCCGACCACGAAGGGUGCCAUCAUUCAGAUGACUCGGGCAAUGGCGGCUCAACAUGGCCCGGAAAAUAUCCGAGUGAAUUGCGUCUGUCCUGGCAUGGUUUAUACACCGAUGGUGCGCGGUCGGGGAUUGACGGACGAGAUGCGACAAGCCCGGAUCAAUCAAAAUCUCUUGAAGCAGGAAGGUACUGGCUGGGAUGUUGGUUAUGCUAUUCUGUUCCUGUGUAGCAAGGAAGCAAAGUGGAUCACCGGGCUGAUUAUGCCGGUAGACGGAGGUACCACCGCCGGGAAAGCCGACCGGCCCGCUUUGAAGGCCGAUACCUUGGCGGAACAAAACACAGGGAUUCCUAACACCCAGGAGCAGAAAUUACCAUAG
Penicillium macrosclerotiorum is the source of this 882-nucleotide messenger RNA. RefSeq names its product SDR family NAD(P)-dependent oxidoreductase. The transcript is spliced from 6 exons. Lineage: Eukaryota; Fungi; Ascomycota; Eurotiomycetes; Eurotiales; Aspergillaceae. The record is from RefSeq and is a predicted model, not a curated record. Bases 1 to 882 code for a protein of 293 amino acids. Gene Ontology annotation, molecular function: oxidoreductase activity.